GUGACCCUUGCCCGCCUGCCUGUCUACCCCCCUCACAGCUGGAACCUAGACGGCUGUGUCCCCCUUCCUCUGGGCGUCCUUUCUGUCUCCUGCUAUCAGCCUUCCAUCUGACGUGGCCUCCAUUCCACCUGGGAGCCUGGAGGCUGAGCCCCUCCGGCUCCCCUUCCCGACCCAGGAACCUCUUAGUGUCCACAAGGCCUGACGCGACCGAAGGUGACGAGGUUCUUCUGCCAGUGGAGGGCACAGUCCUCAGGAUGUUCCGGGGGGAAUAGAAGCUAGAACCAGAGCCUCUUACCAGUUCCUCCCAACAAUGGGGCUCCCGACCAGUCACCUGCUGGCUGGCCUCUGUGUGUGUGCGGCCUUGAGCUGGGGAGGGGGGUCAGCCCCCAACCUGGGCCCUGCUGAGCUGGAGCAGAACCAUUACCUGGCCCAGCUGUUUGACCUGUACGGGGAGAACGGCACGCUGACUGCAGGGGGCCUGGCCAGGCUUCUCCACAGCCUGGGGCUAGGCCAAGUUCAGGGGCUGCGCCUGGGACAGCACGGGCCUCCAGCUGGCCGGCCUGCACCCCCAGCAAGAGACAACGCCACACACAGGCCUCAGGACCCCAAAUUGAAUGUGGAUGUCUGGUCAGAGCUGCCUCUGGGUCCCUCAGGGUGGGGUGACCUUGAGGAGCCAAAGGCCCCCCACCCACCCCAUGGGCCAGCCCCCUCGGGCCUGGACCUGUUUCACAGGCUUCUGUUGCUGGACCAUUCGCUGGCUGACCAUCGGAAUGAGGAUUGUCUGAACGGCUCCCAGCUGCUGGUCAACUUUGGCCUGAGCCCCGCUGCUCCGCUGACCCCGCGGCAGUUCGCUCUGCUAUGCCCAGCCCUGCUUUACCAGAUCGACAGCCGUGUCUGCAUCCAGGCCCCCGUUCCAACCCCACCAGGGGAUCUACUAUCUGCCCUGGCUCACAGCGCCCUGGCGGUCCUGCUGCUCAGCCUCCCCACACCCCUCUCACUGCUGCUGCUUCGCCUCCUGGGAUCUCGUCUGUUGCGGCCCCUGCUGGGCUUCCUGGGGGCCCUGGCCGUGGGCACCCUUUGUGGGGAUGCGCUGCUACACCUGCUGCCACAUGCACAAGGAGGGCAUCACUCCGGACCUAGUGGGCGACCAGAGGAAGACCUGGGUCCAGGGCUGUCGGUACUUGGCGGUCUCUUUCUGCUCUUCUUGCUGGAGAACAUGCUAGGGAUUUUGCGGCGCCGAGGGCUCAGGCCAAGAUGCUGCAGGCGGAAAAGGGAGGAUCUCAGACCAGACCUGGACCCAGAGGACAGCAGCGGGAUGGCACUUCAGCCCCUACCGGCAGCUCCAGAGCUAGGGGCGCAGGGCUGCAGGGAGCCGGACAGCCACCCCCCGCCAGCCCCAGCCCCUCCCGGGCACCAAGGCCACAGUCAUGGGCUCCGGGGUAGCAGUGACACCAGUAUAACAUGGAUGGUCCUCCUGGGAGAUGGUCUGCACAACCUCACUGAUGGGCUGGCCAUAGGUGCUGCCUUCUCUGACGGCUUCUCCAGCGGCCUCAGCACCACCCUAGCAGUGUUCUGCCAUGAGUUGCCUCACGAACUGGGUGACUUUGCAAUGCUGCUCCGGGCAGGGCUGCCCUUUCGGCGGUUGCUGCUGCUGAGCCUAGUGUCUGGAGCUCUGGGACUAGCGGGUGCAGCCCUGGGGGUGGGGCUCAGUUUGGGCCCGGUCCCCCUCACUCCCUUGGUGUUUGGGGUGACGGCUGGGGUCUUCCUCUAUGUCGCCCUGGUGGACAUGCUGCCAUCCCUGCUGCAUCCUCCCGAGCCUCUCCCUCCCCUGGAAGUGCUCCUGCAGGGGCUGGGGCUGCUGCUGGGAGGCAGCCUCAUGCUCACCAUAGCCCUGCUGGAGGAGCAGCUGCGGCCCCUGGUCUCUGAUGGCUGA
This is a messenger RNA of Myotis myotis, 1933 nucleotides long. RefSeq names its product solute carrier family 39 member 5 (gene SLC39A5). Gene Ontology annotation, biological process: zinc ion import across plasma membrane; intracellular zinc ion homeostasis; BMP signaling pathway. Bases 311 to 1933 code for a protein of 540 amino acids. The transcript is spliced from 12 exons. Lineage: Eukaryota; Metazoa; Chordata; Mammalia; Chiroptera; Vespertilionidae. Gene Ontology annotation, cellular component: membrane. The record is from RefSeq and is a predicted model, not a curated record. Gene Ontology annotation, molecular function: zinc ion transmembrane transporter activity.